GGUCUGUGUUAUCAUAACCGCCACGAUCGUGACCGGCUCGACAUCGCUGGCCGGACACAAAGAUACGAUUCUUCGCGUCGAGCUUCCGUACUUGACAAAUCACGGGCGCAAAGAGUGCGAUUCGAGCAUGGCGACCAACUCCUCGGCGAGCGGGACGCAGCCGCCGUCGCAGUCGAGAGAUGAGUCUGCGAUUGAAGCCGAUCUCCAAAAACUUGAGAAUCUAUCAGAUCAGUUGGAACGUUUGCGCAAUGCUCUCCCGAUGAUUGUGGAACCCAUGACGCGCGCUGGGUUGUCGGAUUUCGAACGGAUCGAAGAGCUCAAGAAUGCUUGCGUGCAGACAUCAGAAGGAAUCAAUUUGCUCCGGACCGGAAUGAUGUCCGAAACGACCCAGGCUAUCUUAACUGGUGCUACCGAGAGUUUUAAGCAAGAUGGAGACCUCAGUAAAUCUACAAAUGUGUCGCUCUACGGAUACAAUGAUGCAAAAUAGGAACCAGUGCGUGACCACUCCCUGGCUGUCAAAACAAAGAAAUGCAAUU
Dissoconium aciculare CBS 342.82 is the source of this 536-nucleotide messenger RNA. RefSeq lists its product as uncharacterized. NCBI's taxonomy places the organism in Eukaryota, Fungi, Ascomycota, Dothideomycetes, Mycosphaerellales, Dissoconiaceae. Bases 128 to 487 code for a protein of 119 amino acids. The transcript has 2 exons. The record is from RefSeq and is a predicted model, not a curated record.